Dendroctonus ponderosae (mountain pine beetle) is the source of this 5201-nucleotide messenger RNA. RefSeq names its product SLIT-ROBO Rho GTPase-activating protein 1. Lineage: Eukaryota; Metazoa; Arthropoda; Insecta; Coleoptera; Curculionidae. Gene Ontology annotation, biological process: signal transduction; negative regulation of cell migration. The record is from RefSeq and is a predicted model, not a curated record. Bases 426 to 3611 code for a protein of 1061 amino acids. Gene Ontology annotation, molecular function: protein binding. The transcript is spliced from 14 exons. Gene Ontology annotation, cellular component: cytoplasm.
GUAGCCGAGAGGUCAGUGUUCGUGCUAAGGAGUAUAGAAAACUUCCCACUAGCAAUAACGGAGAAGUGAAUGUGUUCGACGUUCGAUCGGUGCUAGCUAACUUGAUUAUUUUAAUAACGUGCAGUUGUUUAUAACUAGAUGUACAGCGAAUCACAUCAGCGAAUAUAAAAAAACGAAAUAAGCAAGCCAUGUUCAGUUCUAUUUUGAGAUGCGGCCGAUUCAAUUUUUCAAGACAGUUGUGUGAUGUUUGUGUGAAUUCUUUCAAUUUUGCAAAAGUUCUAACACGAGGACUAGAACGGUUAUCUUUUUGACCACUUUUGAACUGAACUCAAUUAUUUCGUGCCUUUGAAUGUGAAGGGAAAGUGCCUGCGAUUUUAAAGAGCCUUAUUUAUUUUAUAAAGCAUAAAUAAACAAUAUCUCUCAACAUGAGCAUGGACGAAAACGAAGAAGCCAAGUCACCCAUCCGCAGACUAGGAUCUACCAGAAAACUAUUGGUUUUCAACAAUAUCAGACUGCAGUUAAACGAACAGUUAAGAUGCUUAGAUGUGCGUAUGGAAGCCCAAGUGGCUCUGUUAACAGAGCUGCAAGACUUUUUCCGUCGAAGAGGCGAACUAGAAUUAGACUACUCCAAGAAUUUGGAUAAAUUAGCCAAAAGUUUACAACUUAGACAUAAGGAGCAGAAACAAAAAAGGGAACAGUGGCCUUUAUUUUCCAGUUACGCUUGUUGGCAACAGUUAGUAACUCAAACUAAGAAUCUGAGCCGGGACCAUGUAGCUUUAUCAGAAGUCUACUCUACGCAUUUAGUUUCUAGACUAGCACAAGUUAUGGAAGAUGUUCAACGAAUAUACAAAAGGUGUCGUGAAAUAGGAUACGAAACUCAUGAGGAGAUAUUGAGGGUACUGCACGAACUUCACACAAAAAUGAAAACAUAUCACAGUUAUCAAGCAGAACUGAGACAAACUGAAGCCAAACUCCGCACAGCUGAAGUGCAAAGAGCCAAACUUGAGUCAUCGUUGACUCAAGACAAGCUGGAACGCUCAAAGAAGUAUAAACUCAUGGAGAAAGAAGUUGCCAAAAGACGAGAUAAAUACACCGAUGCCAAGCUGAAAGCCUUGAAAGCAAGGAAUGAGUACAUUUUAUGCCUGGAAGCCUCAAACACCACUAUACACAAAUAUUUCGUAGACGAUUUAUCUGAUCUCAUUGACUGUAUGGACUUCGGUUUUCACAACUGCAUUUCGAGGGCCCUCUUAAUGCACGUAACGGCCGAAGAGGGACGCCAGAAGUCGGUGCAAAACGGUUUAGACACGUUAUCUGCUUGCAUAAAUUCUCUAGAUUCGCGACUGGAUAAACAAAGAUUCCUUGAAUUCAAUCACAGUGCAUUUAUGAUUCCGAAGAAACUGGAAUUCCAGGGCCACAAAACUGAUGAGGCUGCAGAACCAGAAAUUCAAAAUCUGCUACACAGAGAAAUGGAAAGCAGACUGACUCAAUUGCAGAAACGAGUCACAUCGUUACGGGCCGAAUCUGAAGAAGUUUGGAAAACUUUGGAAACGGCUGAGACUACUUUGCUCGAAAUGUUAAGUGCUAAAGAUUACGAUUGCAGUGGGUACUUUGGGGAUAGUGCUCAGCCUUUGAGCAAACCACCUGAAACUGUUUCGAUCAAGGCCAGAGCAGACAGGCAAGAAACAGAAGAAUUUUAUUUAACAAAGUUUCGUGAGUAUCUCGUGGGAUCCUCCAAGAUAGCACGCUUAGAUGCAAAGCAAGAAUAUCUUCGUCAAUCUCUAGUGGCUGAGGCUCCUGAGCUAUGCCAAACUAUUCGGCCGGUGGUAAAAACACCAAAACGAAAGCGAAUAGGUCGACUGCAGCUCAGUGGGCAGCCAAAGCUCUUUGGAGGUUCACUGGAAGAAUAUCAGGAAGCAACUAACCAAGAGAUUCCAUUAAUUUUACGUUCUUGCAUCCGGGUUAUUAAUCUUUAUGGGUUGCACCAUCAAGGGAUAUUUAGAGUAUCAGGAUCACAAGUGGAAAUUAACAAUUUCAGAGAAUGGUUUGAGAGAGGUGAAGAUCCCCUAGCGGAUAUGACUGAUGCUUCGGAUAUUAACAGUGUGGCGGGCGUUUUUAAGUUAUAUCUACGAGAAUUAAGAGAACCGUUAUUUCCGAUUAUUUAUUUCGAGCAAAUUAUGGAGUUGGCACAACUGGAAAACAAACGGGAGUUCAUCACCAAGAUGCGAGAAGUAGUUAAAAGCUUGCCUCGUCCAGUGAUGAUUGUCUUGAGAUAUCUGUUCGCUUUCUUGAAUCAUCUGUCUGAAUUUGCCGACGAGAACAUGAUGGAUCCAUAUAACUUAGCGAUAUGUUUUGGUCCUACAUUAGUACCUGUUCCCGAUGAUAAGGAUCAAGUACAGUACCAAAACCAAGUUAACGAAUUGAUUAAGAACAUUAUUAUAUUUCACGACGAGAUAUUCCCUAGCGAUGGCGGGCCCAUUUAUGAAAAAUACAUUUCACCUAAUACCGAUGACCAGGACGUGGGCGACUCUCCGUCGGAUCAGACGCAAGACGACAUAGAUUCGGAAGUAUGCCCAUCAGAAGAUGAUUCGGAAAACAUCGAAGCAACGGCACAGUUUGAUUUUAUAGCCAGAUCCAAUAGGGAAUUAUCUCUGAAAAGAGGCGACACUGUAACUCUAUACUCUCAGGUAUCAAACGACUGGUGGAGAGGAGCUGUUAAUGGCCAGGAAGGUCUUGUUCCCGACAAAUACAUCUCUUUAAAAAUAAAAGAUGACGAGCGUGAUAGAGACAAGUCCAUCAAUUUAAAGGCCAGCUCAUCCGAAGAAUCUGUGAAACGUCGAACUUCCAGCUCAAAUGAUUCAGAAAUAACUUGUGACACUGCAAACGUUAUAACUUCUAGUGGAGGCCCCAUAUGGCCUAGCUCAGAGCUCGAAGAAACUCGGAAGCAAGCAGGUGAUAUUAAAAAGGAACUACACCAAGCGGUUAUUAAGGAAAUAGCAAAAAACUUAAAUUCCAGCAUUAUUGAACCUGACAAGAUAUCCCUAGAUGAAGACGCUCAAGUAAUACGGAGGGAAAAGGCUGAAAUAGACGAGUCCAACGUGAACUUUUCUCAAAACAGAGAUUUAUGGCAACGAAGAGCUAAUAUUGAAGCAGCAGCUUCGCCUUUAAUGAAAACUCAAAGACUAUCAGAACCAUUUGCUCACAGGCAGAGUCAUACUCCGGAUCUAGUUAUGGAUCUACCUCUAGCUAGCUCUGUAUCAGUGCUGUCCAAUUUAUGCCUUAAUAGUUUACCAGAAAGUGGCAGCAACAAAGAAAAAUCUCAACAAGAUGUCGAAAGUCCUGAGCUGACCACUGCCGAAACAUUCGCAAAACAGAAUCAAUGUACUUUGAAAAAGAACACUAAAAUUCAGCUUGAGGCUAAUGAUUUUAUGACUAUCACAAGUCCAGUGCCAAAUAGAAAAUACGCGACACUGGGAGGCAGUUCCACUUCCACCUCAAGCUUCAAACCUCCAACUAAAACCAAACCUAUGGUGCUCAAGAAACCGGUCUUUUCUGUCCCUAUACGAUCCGUAUCUAUAGAAAUGGUUUGUAAUAAGGAAGAUCUUCCACCGUAAACGACUUGCUCACAUCACAAAAGGGAGUUAUUAAUUAAUUUGUAAUUCUUGAAAAUUCUGGGUGUUUAGAUAAUUAAUUCACUUUAACAAUUUAUAUGUAGAUAUUUUUCAUGACUCAGAAUGCGAUGGCAGUAAUUUGCUAAUUUUCCCAAUACGCUCUCCUUAUAGUGUUAAUUUUUUAAAUUAUUUCAAUAUUGCUACAGGAAGCGACCAACGAAUGACUUAAUAUACUAGGCAACGAGGAAAUCUUAACGGACCGAAACUAGCUAGCGCUUGAUUAUUUUCAAACCUAAUUACAUCUGGGAUAAAUUUGCUCUAUUUUAAAAUAGACGAAGGUCUUUUAAUUCAAUAUAAACCCGUCCUGAGGUAGACCUGUAUAAAAUGUCCAAUGACUACUAACGCAGACAAUAUUAUUUCUGGCUUUCACAACAGGUUUGUCGAUUGAGAAAAUCCAACUUGUUUGCGCCAUUUUCUUCGUUUAUGCCAAGAACAGGAGGUUUUUAAUUAAAUUGGUAUGGAGAUACGAACAAUUCACGAUGAUGUUUUGAUGGUUUCAUACGUACAACUUUUAUAUUAGCGGAUAGUCAAAUGUGGAGAUUAUUAAAUAUAUUUCUUAAGCCUUUAUAUUAUUUGAUACUGGCAGAGUAGAUACAUAUUUUCUACGAUAUUUAUUAAUGUAAUCAAAGUGAUACUUUUUUAUUAUUAAAUGUUCAUAAAUAAAUCUUCAUACAUUUCUUUCAAAUUUGCGCUUUUCGUCUCAGACUCCAAUCUGAACAGGGGUCGAUGUUGCUUUGAUUCAAGGAUGCAGCUCAAUUAUGAACAAUGUAGAUCAAGAUGCACAACAUUUUGUUGUUAACAGUGCCACACUUCCCAUUUCUACAAAGUUAAUGAGAAAACAGAUGUUACCUAUCGAUAAAGGGUGGCAUUCCUUUCGAUCAUCUGCAGGAUUCGAACUGAUUUUGUUAUAUGUAUGUGUUCCUUUUAGUGGCAGUAACGUUGUGUCCAAUCAAAUUAAAAUAUUUGUAAGUCAGUUUCCAAUAUAAAACUGUCAGAAGCAAAUAAGACUGGAGUAGUUUUAGUAUACAUACAUACAUAUAUAUUAUACUUAUAGUAAAACGAAAUUAAUUAUUUUUUUUGUUAUAACAGCUCAAAAGAAUAUGCUAUUUAUUUUUCUUCUACUACCUUUGAGCAUUGCAUUUGUAUUCCUUUACGGUUAAUAAUUGCUGUUGAGUUCGAUGUUGCGUCUGCUGGAACGCCCAUGUAAAUAUUAUGUUGUUUGUCUAUACAAGUAUAUUUUUCAUAUUCUGUUCUUGAAUGACAUUGUCAUAGCUUUUGUAUUUUAAUAUUAAGAAUUAAUUUUGAUAAGGUUGUAUAUGAUGAACUUGCAUAGAGGAAAGGCAUUAUUUAAUACUUUAUAUCACAAAUGCAGUAUUCCUAUUCAAAUCAGACCAAUUUAUGUGGCCUAUGUGUUUGUUUCUCUCGCUGUAAACACCGUAUAUCUAUCUAUCAGAAUUUCAAAUGUAUCUCGACUUGCUAUCUCAAUGUAUCAGUCAACCAGUUGGUAAUUUAAAUAGACACAUUUUUAUCAAA